Gadus chalcogrammus (walleye pollock) is the source of this 2705-nucleotide messenger RNA. RefSeq names its product transmembrane protein 198-like. Gene Ontology annotation, cellular component: plasma membrane. Lineage: Eukaryota; Metazoa; Chordata; Actinopteri; Gadiformes; Gadidae. The transcript is spliced from 5 exons. Bases 323 to 1360 code for a protein of 345 amino acids. The record is from RefSeq and is a predicted model, not a curated record.
ACUGUCCAGCACGCUGGGGCAGAUGGUCGCUCCCUCGAUCAGCGCGUCAGCUGUUCACUGGAGCACACAGGCGGACUUUAGCGCGGCGCACAAAGAGCCCUCGCAUAAACACAGGAGAAAACUUUUCAAAAACUGCGCUUGUUUUACUGGAUUAUUAGUUAAAAGGGCUAAUCGUAAGGCGAAUGUCUUAUUCAAGGUGCAAGACCAGAAGUUAUUCCUCUGUUCCUGGAUGGCAAGUACACUUCAAUGACUAGAGAACAUCAGCCGGCUGUACGGCCCAACCAAACAGCAGGUCUAGUAGAAAAACCCAAGUGGCCUGAAUAUGGCCGACCCAUCCCUCUACGUGACUGAUACACCUGGCCCCGCCUCAACCCUGGGAGACACGUGUGUGUGGGAGAUUAGGCAGGAGUAUGACGUCAUUCCCACGCUGGUCUGCUCCAUAUGUCUGUCAGUGGGUCUGGUCUACUGUUUCUUUGGAUAUCGCUGCUUCAAGAUGGUGAUGUUCCUGUCCGGGUUCAUGCUGGGCUCGGCCGUGGUGUGCCUCCUGUCGCUGGUCCAGAAGGACUCCGUGCCGGACACGGAGCUGGGCCUGGGGACCAAGGCGGGCAUCAGCCUGGGUGUGGGCGUGCUGUGUGGCCUGCUCACCAUGCUGGUGUCCACCCUGGGGCUCUUCCUCACCGGCCUGCAGCUGGGGGGGGUUCUCUCCGGCGCCGCCCUGCUGGCCGUCGCACAGUUCCACCCCACCCUGUCCCCCUGGUGGGCGCCCCUCGGCGCCCUGCUGGCCACCAGCGUGCUCUGCGCCCUGCUCACGCUGCGCUGGCAGAAGCCCCUCACCGUGGGGUCCACGGCCGUGGUGGGGGCGUCCGCCGUGGCGCUGAGCGUGGACUACCUGGUGGAGGCCUUCCCGCUGGCGGUGCACCUGGGCGACGCCGUGUCGGGGGUGGCCCCGUACCCGCUGUGCUGGAUCAGCGGGGCCCUCAUGGGGAUCGCCCCCGCUCUGAGUCUGGCGGGAGUGCUGGUGCAGUGGAGGGUCACGGCUGUUGGGGUGUCCCACAGCGAGUGGGCUGAGUUUAGGAAGCAGCAGGCCAAGGCCGAGGCCCCGACCAGCGCGCUGCAGUACAGGCGGAGCCACAGGAGGGCCCCCUCUCAGCGCCGCCGCGGGCCGCCGCCCCUGAGGCGCUACGCCGGGGACGUGCUGGCGCCGAGCUACAUCAGGAGUCUGCAGGAGCGCCAGAUGGGCACGGGGUCCUCCAGCAGCAGCAGCACCGUCAGCACCGUCACGUGCACCGUGAUUGACUUGGACUUUGAGACGGGCUCCAUGGCACCGCUGACCGCCUCCUCGCCGGGGUUCAGGCUUUAGAGAGGACUUCAAACAGUACAGCCCCCCCCUGCACACGGUCUGAUUCAAACCCCUGGUUCCUUCAAAUCUUUAUUUCCAUGGCUUUCAAUUCAUUUUUUUUAACAUUUUUUUUAUUUCAGAAUCAGCAGAAUGACACACAUAACAGCUAAACUAAGUGUAAUUUAAUACUUAUUUUUACUUGCACAAUACUGGUAAUAUUUCAGUGUUUCGCAGUACAUGAUGUCAUGAUUUUUUACAUUUUAAAUGCUAGUAUGAAAGUAUUGAGCUAUUCAAGACAAAACAUCAUGGGAAAUGUGUAACAUGAUGGGAUGAAUUAUUGAGAAUUAAAAGUUACAUACAGCUUCAUACUCAGCACUUAUCCUUUGAGAAAAAUUAAAUAAUUGUUUUGUGAAUGUGCUACAAUGAUAACAUCCAAUAGCUAGUCCUGUUUUAUGUUGGUCAAUCAGUCCUGGCCUUUUUAAUGUAAAUUGGAAAUCGCUUGGACAUUUUGUUUAAGAGACAGCAUAUAACACUUUGAAACCAUUGCUCUUUAUUAUAAUAAUAAUAAGAAAAUGAUUUGAAUUCCCCUGAGUGUUUUAUGUAUGUCUUGUAUAUUCAGACUUGACAGUCAGUCUUGACAAUAAACAAAACAAAAUCCUCUUCUGUAAACAAGGUGCAUUAAGUAUCUUUGAAUCAUUGUUGCCCUCUAGCGGUUCAGUCAUCACAGUGCAUCCAUUUUGCUGCUGUGUUUAGCGGGUAGCCCUUCUCCACUGUUUGUUUGUUAACACGCCAAUACUGGGUUCCCUUGAACACAUAAAUGUGUCCGUUAGUCCCCGUAGAUACAGCACUUGGAUUGCUAGGAAACCCUCGGUAAAGCUUUUGGAUAGCUUUUGGAUACGACUUGAAGUCUGUAACUCCAAUUUCAUCCCACUGCCAAUACUGUGAGCCCUGAAACAAGUCAAUUCAUGUUAAUGCUAGUGUGCUGGCUGUCUAUACACAACACACAGAGUAAGAAUUUACAAUACAAUUAAUGAGAUUCAAAGAUGUUCCUGGUACCUACUUUGAUGAAUAUAAUUCUUUUCGGGUUUCUUUGAUAAAAGGCGGAAUCAAUGUCAGCUGGAAUUUGUGCCAUAUUUUUGGGAAAGCCACGGUCAAGUUUAAAUGUUGUAUAUCUCCACAAUUGUUUCCCUGUGAAGGGAAAAUUAUGAUACAAAUUGUUUAAUUAGAAUGCACAGCAGUAUACAAAAAUGCAGACAGGUGGUCCAAACACCUUUGAUGGACAGCAUAGCAUCAACAGCUGGAGAAAUCAUUCCAGCUGACUGCACUCGGCCCACAUAACCUGUAACCUAGCUGUUCAAUGGAUCCU